AUGCUGUGCCGUCAGCCUGCUUUCGAUGCCAUUAGGGCCCCAUGUCGUCGGGCAUUGACACGUCGCUUUUUGUCGCACCACAAAGUGGUUGCAAAUGCCGAUGUCGCUGUUGAGGACAUUUCGUCCGACUCCAAGCUGAUCGUAGGCGGCUUUGGACUCUGUGGAAUUCCAGAGAAUAGUAUCCAAGCUUUGGUCAAGCACGGAGCUUCAGACUUGACCUGUGUGUCAAACAAUGCAGGGGUAGACGAUUUCGGCCUGGGGCUGCUGCUGCAAACACGCCAGAUCAAGCGGAUGAUCGCGUCCUACGUUGGGGAAAAUGCGCUUUUCGAGAAACUUUAUCUGACGGGAGAGCUUGAAGUGGAGCUCACGCCACAGGGCACCCUCGCUGAGCGCAUUCGUGCAGGUGGUUCUGGGAUCCCAGCCUUUUAUACACCUACGGCAUUCGGCACGAUUAUCCAGGAGGGAGGGUUCGCCAUCAAAUUGAACCCCGAUGGCUCGGUCGACAUUCCAAGUGCUCCGCGAGAAGUUCGCGUGUUCAAUGGUCGCAAUUUCGUGAUGGAAGAAGGGAUCACGGGUGACUUUGCGCUGGUCAAGGCGUGGAAAGGUGAUACGGAUGGAAAUUUGGUGUUUCGAGGCACCGCGCGCAACUUUAACGUUGACGCAGCUAAGGCCGGACGAAUUACGAUUGCAGAAGUGGAGGAGCUGGUGCAGCCAGGAGACAUCCAUCCAGACGAGGUUCAUCUGCCGGGAAUCUACGUGCAACGCAUUUUUAAGGCCGACAAGACGGAGAAGCGAAUCGAAAGACUUACACUCGCCAACGAAAAGGAAUCGCAAUACAAGAUCUCACCGGAUCGCGAACGCAUCAUCCGCCGCGCAGCCAAAGAGUUAAAGGACGGAAUGUACGUGAACUUAGGUAUCGGGUUGCCAACGCUAGCGUCCAACUACGUUCCAGACGGCGUCAAGGUAAUUUUGCAGAGUGAGAACGGAUUGCUGGGCAUGGGACCAUACCCGAAUGAAGGCAGGCAGGAUCCGGAUCUGAUCAACGCUGGCAAGGAAACCGUAACGUUUCUGCCGGGUUCGUCCACCUUCUCGUCGUCAGAGUCAUUCGCUAUGAUCCGUGGCGGUCAUGUACAUCUGACUAUCCUUGGCGCCCUACAGGUCGCGGAGAACGGUGACCUGGCAAAUUGGAUUAUUCCAGGCAAGAUGGUCAAGGGAAUGGGUGGCGCCAUGGACCUCGUUGGUAGCGGCAACCGAGUUGUCGUUACGAUGGAGCACAACGCGAAAGGAGGGGUCAAGAAGAUCUUGAAAAGCUGUUCUUUGCCACUUACAGGCAAGAGCGUUGUGGACACCAUCAUUACGGAGCUUGGCGUGUUCAACGUAGUACCGGACAGGGGUCUCGUGCUAGUGGAAAUCGCACCUACCACCACAGUCGAGGAGAUCCGUGAGCGUACGGAAGCAGCAUUCACCGUGGCUCACGACCUUAAGUCGAUGGAGGAGGUGAUCUGA
Peronospora matthiolae is the source of this 1506-nucleotide messenger RNA. The record is from the annotation of a GenBank genome assembly. NCBI's taxonomy places the organism in Eukaryota, Oomycota, Peronosporomycetes, Peronosporales, Peronosporaceae.